Molecule: messenger RNA, 2201 nt
Organism: Myotis myotis
Lineage: Eukaryota; Metazoa; Chordata; Mammalia; Chiroptera; Vespertilionidae
Product: mitochondrial ornithine transporter 2-like
Exons: 2
Coding region: 311-1216 (301 amino acids)
Biological process (GO): mitochondrial L-ornithine transmembrane transport
Molecular function (GO): L-ornithine transmembrane transporter activity
Source: RefSeq, a predicted model, not a curated record
CGCGCAGGGACAGCGGCGCGGAGUCCCGCGUCCGGGCCAGAACUUACCGCACGGCUUUCCGUUGUUCUCACUCAAGUGUGUGCGUUCUCAGCCGCGUCCGCGCGCGCCGAGAUGGCGGUUGCGGGGCUGGGGCCGCGGGGCGCGGGGCCGCGGGAGCCGCGUUACCCCGGCGCUGGAGGCGGCCCCCGGGGCCUGGCCUGGCGCUGAGCGGCUUUUCCCGCCGCGGAGCGAUCGUCCCGAGGAGGCGGCGGCCCCGGGGACUCACGCACCGCUCCGGAGGGUCGCCUUCCACCGAGACCAGCGCGCGAACAUGAGGUUCAACCCCGUCAUCCAAGCGGCCAUCGACCUCACGUCGGGGGCCCUCGGGGGCACCGCGUGUGUCCUGACCGGGCAGCCCUUCGACACCGUGAAAGUGAAGAUGCAGACGUUCCCCGGCCUGUACCAGGGCUUCGCCGACUGCUGCCGCCAGACGUACGCGCAGGUCGGCCUGCGCGGCUUCUACAAGGGCACCGGCCCCGCGCUCAUGGCCUACGUCGCCGAGAACUCCGUCCUCUUCAUGUGCUACGGCUUCUGCCAACAGUUUGUGAAGAAAAUGGUGGGGCUGGACAAGCAGGCCAAGCUGAGCGACCUGCAGACCGCGACCGCCGGCUCCAUGGCGUCCGCGUUCGCCGCGCUCGCCCUGUGCCCCACUGAGCUGGUCAAGUGCCGGCUGCAGGCCAUGCACGAAUUGGAGAAGUCAGGAAAGAUCGUCCAGAGCCACACCACAGUUUGGUCCGUGGUGAAGGGCAUCCUUCUGAAGGAUGGCCCCUGGGGCUUCUAUCACGGCUUCUCCAGCACGCUCCUGCAGGAAGUACCGGGCUAUUUCUUCUUCUUCGGCGGCUAUGAACUGAGCCGAACGGUCUUGGCCUCGGGGAGAUCAAAAGAUGAACUGGGGCCCGCCCAUUUGAUGUUAAGCGGUGGGAUUGCUGGGAUUUGCCUCUGGCUUGUCAUAUUCCCCGUGGAUUGUAUCAAAUCCAGAAUUCAGGUUCUUUCCAUGCAUGGAAAACAGGCGGGGUUUGUCAGAACUCUUGUAAGCAUUGUGGAAAGUGAGGGGAUAGCAGCCUUAUAUUCUGGACUGACAGCUACUAUGAUUCGAGCGCUACCUGCCAAUGGGUCACUGUUUUUGGUUUAUGAAUACAGCAGGAGGAGGCUGAUGAGCCAGGUGGAAGCAUACUGAAGUGUCUUGGUGAACCUGGAUCCACAUGUACACACCUUUGAGGACUGUAGUUUAUCUCAGGUUUUCAUGGAGUACUGGACUAAAAGAGAAGAAAGGAGAGGGAGAGAGAAACAUUCAUGUAAGAGAGGAACAUCAAUUGGUUGCCUCCUGCACACAGCCUGGCUGGAGAUCAAACCAAAACCUGCGUAAGUGCCCUGAUCCAGAAUGGAACCAGCAACCUUUUGGUGCAUGGGACAAUGCUCAACCACUGAGCAACACUGCCUGGGCACCUUUUCCAAAUUUUUAAGAUGUCUAUUGAUGAGUCAAAGUCCUUGAUUAAUGCAGUCAAAUUUUUAUUACUUAGUAAUCCUUUAUUCUAUGGUCAGUGUCUUUUUAAAGAAGUUAUUUCUUCACCGAAGAUCUAAACUUUAUUUACCUAUAUUUUCUACUAAGAGCUUUAAAGGUUUUGCUUCUGUUUGUGGGAGAUUUUUUUUUUUUUUUGACAUUUAAGUCUUAAAUCUAUUUGGAGUUUAUUUUUAAAUUAAGACUCAAUUUAAUUUUUUUCUGUAUGAAUAACUAUUUUUAAUUGGGCAUCUCAUCUUUUCUCAUUGAUCUGUAUUAUAGACUGAAUGUGCCCCCCUCCUCUCCAAAUUCAUAUAUUGAAGCCCUAACCCCCAAUAUGAUGGUGAUAGGAGGCGGAGCCUUUGGGAGGUAACCAGGCCUGGCUGACAUUAUAGGACAGAGCUCCAUGAUGAGGUUAGUGCCUUUAUAAGAAGAGGAAGAAACACAAGAGUCGCCCCUCUCAGCCUUGUGAAGAUACAGAGAACCCUGCAGUCUGCAAGCCAGGAAAAAGGCCCUCAUCGAGAACCCAGUCUGCUGGCGCCUUGAUCUUAGACUUCCCAGCCUCCAGAAUUGUGAGAAAUAAACACCUGUUGUUUAAGCCACUAGCCCAGUGAUGGCGAACCUAUGACACGCGUGUCAGAGGUGACACGCGAACUCAUUUUUU